CAAGCAACCUACAAGUUUAUUAGGGAGAGUUUUCCAAUGGGUGCAGCAGAAGAACUUGUUAACCAAAUUGUUUUACAAAAUGAUGUAAUCGAUGACGAAAAUUAUCUAGCUUGUCUUCCAGAUGAAGCGAAAAAGAUAUUGAAAUCAUUGGCGAGUAAAUGGGAGAAUGUAUUGGAUGCGAAUGCAUUGGAAGUUAUUCCUCUGAAAGGAGCGAUGACGAACGAGGUAUUCCAGAUAAAAUGGCAAACAAAAGAAGGAGAAAUGUCAAGAAAGGUUCUUGUUAGAAUCUAUGGCGAAGGUACUGACAUUUUCUUUGAUAGGGAUAACGAGAUUCGAACGUUCGCGUUCAUUUCGAAGAAUGGUCAGGGACCUCGUUUGUUAGGACGGUUUGCUCAAGGUCGCCUCGAAGAGUUCAUCCGCGCUAGGACAUUAUCUGCGCCUGAUAUACGCGAUCCAUCUAUUUCGGCUCUCAUAGCCUCCAAAAUGAAGGAGUUUCAUGAUCUUGACAUGCCUGGUUCCAAGAACGUGUAUCUAUGGGAUCGAUUGCGAAAUUGGCUUAUUGAAGCGAGGCGUUUGUCGUCUCCCGAAGAAAUAGAGACAUUUCGUUUGGACAUAAUGGACAAAGAAAUCUCUUUUCUGGAAAACGAAUUAUCAGUAUCUCCCGAGCGCAUAGGGUUUUGUCACAACGAUUUGCAAUACGGUAACAUAAUGCUCGAUGAAGUAACCGAUUCUCUGACGAUAAUAGAUUAUGAGUAUGCAAGUUAUAAUCCUAUAGCAUAUGAUAUAGCAAACCACUUCACUGAAAUGGCUGCAAAUUAUCAUACAGAAACUCCGCAUGUUCUCGACUUCACCAAAUAUCCCCAUUUGGAGGAACGUCGAAGAUUUGUGCAGACAUAUCUAAGUUCAUCAGGAGAAAAAGCUAGUGACAAUGAAGUGCAACAACUAGUUGAUGAAGUUGAAAAGUAUACACUUGCAAGUCAUCUAUUAUGGGGUCUUUGGGGAAUAAUUUCGGAGCACGUGAACAAAAUUGAUUUUGACUAUAAGGAGUACGCAGAACAAAGAUUUCAAGAGUAUUGGUCAAAGAAAAACAAUCUUUUGAGCCAUGAUAGAUCUUCCAAUGACAAUGUUAGUCUUGGUAAUGGGCAAGAAACAUUGGCAUCAACAUUAAAUGAAAAACGUGGAAAGAGUCAUCGUAUCUCCAAGAAAUUAAAGAAAUAUUUAGGACUUGGUUUUUUCAGAUCAAAACGUUAGAGCAAUGUAUUAUUCAAUUUUCACAUUAAUGAAUGAAAAUGAAAAUAUUCGUAAAA
Molecule: messenger RNA, 1307 nt
Organism: Lathyrus oleraceus (garden pea)
Lineage: Eukaryota; Viridiplantae; Streptophyta; Magnoliopsida; Fabales; Fabaceae
Product: probable choline kinase 2
Exons: 8
Coding region: 37-1251 (404 amino acids)
Biological process (GO): phosphatidylethanolamine biosynthetic process; phosphatidylcholine biosynthetic process
Cellular component (GO): cytoplasm
Molecular function (GO): choline kinase activity; ethanolamine kinase activity
Source: RefSeq, a predicted model, not a curated record